UCCGGGAAAACACAAAACCACGCCCGCGGCAGUACCCUCUAGACUCCAUGGCAGUUAGCGAAGCGUCCUGGGAAAGGCCGGUUCUUGCCCUCGUUUUAUGGAUUAAAAGUGUCCACGACAGGAACGCAGAAGGCGACGUGCGUUACCACGAACACUAGAGGUCGGGGACCUAACAGAACCGAAAUUCAGCGCUGGUUCCCCCUGCCAUAGAGGUCCACGCGGGGCCAGCCCCGGGUGGCCUAAGCCCCGCCCCUCGGCCUCCUCCAGGGGAUUGGGGGCGGAGUCUGAGUGCGGCUGCGUGCACCCGGCGGGAGGAAGGCUGGCCGUGGGCGGACCCGCAGCGGGGUCUGUGUGCGCGGCUGGGGCGCGGGCCACGCUGAGACCCGGAGCAAAGCUGACCCAGUGCCUCACCAUGGACUCGCGCCCCGAAGAGUACGAGCUCAACGGCGACCUGCGCCCGAGCUCGCCGGGAUCCCCGGGCGCCUCGGACUUGAUUCCUAGGCCUAGCCGCUGGGGCAGGAACCAGCCCAUCAACAUGAACCAUUAUGCCAACAAGAAGAGCGCAGCUGAGAGCAUGCUGGACAUUGCACUGCUGAUGGCCAACGCCUCCCAGCUGAAGGCUGUCAUUGAGCAGGGCCCUGGCUUCGCCUUCUUCAUCCCCCUGGUGGUCCUCAUCUCCAUCUCCCUCGCGCUGCAGAUUGGUGUGGGCGUGCUGCUCAUCUUCCUUGGUAUGACCUCAACAACCCUGCCAAGCAUGCCAAGCUGGACUUCCUCAACAACCUGGCCACUGGUCUGGUCUUCAUCAUCGUCGUGGUCAACAUCUUCAUUACUGCCUUUGGUGUCCAGAAGCCCACCAUGGACAUGGCACCCCGGCAGUAGGGGCUCAGGUGCCCCUGGAUCAUGCCUGGCCGCAGCUGCCUAGACACAGGAGGCGCCUUGCCCUUGAGGCCCAUCCUCCUGUCCACAGGAUUCCUCUAAACCGCCGGAGCCCAGGCUGGCCCCACUGGACUGCAUCCAAAUAAGCCACACGUGCUCAGGCCACUCUGGCCACACAGGGCCUGCCCCGUCCUCAGCUGCUCCUCCUCCUGGAGCAUGGAGUAGCCAGGCCCAGAAGAUAGAACUGGUGAGCCUUCAACAACGGUCAUCGCUGCCGUGGACAUGCAGCAGGCCCAAGGAUGGGGGUCAAGGAGCUGGCCCCCAUCUCGGGACACUUCCAGAGAGACGAGGCGAUGCCUGCCCUCUGCCAGUGCAGCAGCGUCCUGGCCUUGUACGCUGCCCACCCUGGGUGACCUGUGACCUCUGCACUUCCUGACCCAGGACUAUAGACCAUCAGUGACCCUGUGGGUCCCCCACCGUGGCCACUGACUCAGACCUCACACCUUCCACCAGCAGUGAUUGGGCAGGGCUGUAGCCCCUCCUUGGGGAUCUGAGCCCCCACUUUUCUAUAUAUAAGUAACCAAUAAAGCUGAUUCUUCUCCUCA
Bubalus bubalis (water buffalo) is the source of this 1481-nucleotide messenger RNA. It is a transcript of the gene NINJ1, whose product is annotated as ninjurin 1. The transcript is spliced from 5 exons. Gene Ontology annotation, cellular component: membrane. NCBI's taxonomy places the organism in Eukaryota, Metazoa, Chordata, Mammalia, Artiodactyla, Bovidae. Gene Ontology annotation, biological process: tissue regeneration; cell adhesion. The coding region runs from base 413 to 922 and encodes 169 amino acids. The record is from RefSeq and is a predicted model, not a curated record.